CAAAGGCAUAGAUCUGGGGAUGCGGGCAGCCGGGGCAACCGCAGCCGCGGUGGCUUUCUCCCGUCCUCAGCUACCCUUUGAGAACCUUAACGCGUGGAAGCCAAAGGGCCGUCACCUUCUCUUCUUCUCCGCGUCCUUCUCUCUAUCAUUUGGUUGGACUUUGCUGCCUUAGUCUGGCGGAAGCCGCCGCCAACCCGCGUCGCCAAACCCUCCAAACGGUGUGGAUGCUUCACCGUCUUUCCCCUCGACGCGCCGCCAUGUCCCUCCCCUCCCCUCGAAUGCAUCUACCGUUCGUCGUACCACUGUCAAAUCGCCCCCUUGCUUCCAACAAGACCCCCUCUACAAGUACUCAGCGGCGAGCGCCAUGCGUCUGAACUCAGCCAGAGAGGAUACUGAAAGUGAAGCUGUAUCGAGGCAGCGUACACUCAAUUCAGCUCUGGGAAAUCUAAGAGGAGGACCAAAGUGGCUGGUCUGGAGUGCAGCUCGCCCAGAAAGGCCGCCAGGAACUCUCAAUCGCUCUCCCACAGAAAGCUCUUCCUCGGUAGCGUCAAUCACUGAGACCUCUUCAAACACGCCCAUGCACCAUCCGCAUCCUCUCUCCACCUCGACCUCUCCGCAACUGCCCAACGCCGCCUCCGAAUUCCCGCACGCUUCUCCGGCUCCGUGCGCCUUGCCGUCACCAGCUCCUAGCGAGAACCAUGCCCAGGCGGUUGAAGUAUCCGACAGCAGCACAUCAACUUCGAGAAAUGGGAUGGAGAAAGAGUUGGUAACGUACGGGCCAACCGGUCAAACAAGAACGACGAAUACAGACAACUUCCAGGCAUCUCGGUUUAUGGAGGGUGUGCGGCAAGCCGUCGGCACUUCCCCCUGGCCUCUGGCGCAACCUCGCCAGCCCGAGAUCGCUCAGGUUGACGGCGUCCGAGAAGAUCCAAUCCCCUUCCCGCCGUGUUCAGAGAACAUAGGUCAGCAGCAGGUUCACAAUGAACCUCGUGUUCCUGUACCACCCCUGGCAGCGUUUAACCAGCAGCAAGGUCAACUCGGGAGCUUGCUGCCUCUUCAGGCCAGCAACUAUCAUGCCCAAAGUCGCUAUGCCUCGAGUGGUUCACUCACCACUUCGGUACAGCAACUGCACACUGUCCCGUCCCCAUUACAGUUACCCAGUUCUGGACCACAACCUUUAGAUCCCUUCUCCCAGGCCUAUUGUCAGCCCAUAUUAACGCAUUUCUUGGCCUUGGCGCGCGACCGGAAGUGGCAGUUUAACGUUACAGAAACCCCCCGAAUAAACCUGCUCCAGCGGGCACUCGCCGCGGAUGAUAGGGAGUAUCUGAUGAUCCAUCAGAUCUACUGUCUUCACACUCAACUGGAGCAAGACCAACUUACGACUUCUACCCAUUUGGUCCUCCGGCAGGUCUUAGGCGAUAAUACGAACUUGUCAUGCAUGGUUCGAGACUUCUUCGCCACGUUUCCUGUGACCGUCCAACAGCUGGCAGAACAGCACCCGAGAGAACACAGCCACCAGCAGGCCGUUUUCAGGAGAUUUGCGGAAAGGUCCAGCUUCUUUGAGACGCAAAAGAUGCUGUGUGUGACGAGACGUGUCCCUGUCAGUUUUGGAGAGCUUGUUCACAAUCUGGGCAUUUUUUCGCCCGUCCUACAAGACACCAUUUUCCUGCUCAUCAUGCGAUUACUGUACCCAGAGUUGCAGCCAGGGUCUCGAACCGAUCCCCGCUGGGAAGGACAAGCGUUAGCACUGCUCAACCAGAACCGACGAGAGUUUACCCCACGUUUCUUGGAAGAACUACACAGUGGCAGAGCCUACCCGGCAAAGGAGGAAUGGGAUCGUUGGUCCAUUCAGACCUCGAAUUUUGCUGUGCAGCUGGCCCAGUCGCGCCUCCCUCAACAGCAAAUGUCCGUCCCACAACAACUCGCUCGACCGCCUGGGCCUGGUUCCCCGACCCACCCAUCUACCCCGACAGUGACAGUAUUGUCACAUCAUCCGCACGUAGCCACACCUGCUGUAACCGCGCCUGUUGUGCCUGGGCCAUCGGUGGCGGCCAUGCCCCGUCAUGGAGCCCAACCCCGUCGCGGACGUCCUCCUUCAAGGACGAACUCUCUCCCGCAUCCGCCGCCUUCGCGUCCACCGCCUUCGCAUUUGCUACCUUCGCACCCGCUACCUUCGCGGUUCCCGCCACCUACCGUCUCUGCGGCACGUUCCCCGUAUCACAGGCUCGUGCCGCCAAUUGGAACGCGGCUGGACAUACAGCGUGAGCCUAAUCCCUCCCGGUUUGCUCUGCACCAAGCGAAUCUGCGCAGUCCGCUUCUCCGGCCACAGUCGGCGAGCGUCGUCCUGUACCAGCAUGUAACCGGUUUCGCCAAACCUCCAACCCGCCCAACGGAGGCCGGGCAAGGUGUUGUGACUUGGACAUUCUCCGUCUCAGACGAGGAGAUGUCGCACUUUCCCAAGGACAUCCCCUCGAAGGUUCCAGGCAAACCACCGUCGCGCAUCGUUGACGAGCACAGCAAGCUGUGGCGGCUGCGGUGCGUGAAAUGGCUGUCGGAAGAGCCGCCAAAUGACCAUGACUGGGCCACUGCGGAUACUUCGUGGAUGCCGUAUACCUAUUUCACAUUCAACGGCACGAAUCUGCACAUGAGACGAAAGGUACAUUGGGGCAAAGACCUGCCCAUAGAUUUGACGAGCUUGAUCAAGCAAGGAGACAACGUCCUGGAAAUCUCGGUGCUUGACGAAAAGUAUCUCCAGUACCGGGUGGCGAUUGAGGUGGUGUCUUUUCAGAAGCAUGAGGACAUUAAACAGUUCUGCCUCACACAGAACAGGGUGUCCGAUCUUAGGGUGACAGAGGAUAUCCGACGGAGGCUAUGCAACAGUGACGGUGGAGACGAUGAGAUUGCCAUUGUCCAGUCCCAGCUCACGAUGAACCUGUUGGACCCGAUCAGUCGCUCGGGCAUAUGUGCCACCCCCGUCCGCUCCACCGCCUGCCUGCACUACGACUGUUUUGAUCUAGAGACAUACCUUCAAUCACGCACGCGAAAGGGCAAUGUCUCCGUCGCGGACGUCUGGAGAUGCCCUAUCUGCAAAGCAGACGCGCGUCCGCAGUUUUUGAUAUUCGACGCCUUCUUGGACAAUGUCCGUCAAGACCUGGAGGAGCGGGGACUGGCCCAUACUAGUGCUAUCAUUGUUGAUAAACAUGGAGUAUGGGAGCCUAAGCCCGAGACUCCGCAGCGUGCUGCGCAGGAACCACCAGGCGGCGCCAAUGUCGGGGAGAGACAGCGUUCUAUUGCGUCUACGACUUCUGCAACGGCAGGCGCCGACACAGUAUCGAUGACGACUCCGGAGGUUGAGGUCAUUGAUCUUACCUGAGCUGGUCAGUCAUCCGAAAGGGAUUCCUGAUGUAACGUUUCCACCCUGCCAAAGGCGGGGUCUUCGACACCCAUCCAUGAUGUUCGUGUCUCGAGCGUUCACGUGAAUGAAUGGGGGUUUUUUUACACGGAGUUGAUUGGUUUGAUACCCCCUCUAUUCUGCACGUAUAUCCAGAAAAGCAUUUGGACCCGGCUGUGUCAUGGCUGCUGGCUCGCUAAGGAUGGUGAAUCGGCGGUGUUUCUUGGGUUGGGAUGUAAUAUAUGCCAGCUACUAGUAGCUCUGACACUCGAUGCGUACCGGCGAGGACCAUAUGUACUCGGAAAUAAUAGAUUUGUUACCUA
Molecule: messenger RNA, 3714 nt
Organism: Westerdykella ornata
Lineage: Eukaryota; Fungi; Ascomycota; Dothideomycetes; Pleosporales; Sporormiaceae
Exons: 1
Coding region: 365-3373 (1002 amino acids)
Biological process (GO): protein sumoylation
Molecular function (GO): SUMO ligase activity; zinc ion binding
Source: RefSeq, a predicted model, not a curated record